CAACCAGCCAUUUGCACCCAGCAACGUACAGCUAGCUAGCAGGCAGCAGCACAUAGCCUCCGAUUAUUCAGCUGGAGGUCGGUCUGUGUGUGCGUGCAUGGGGCAUCACUCCUGCUGCAACCAGCAGAAGGUGAAGAGGGGGCUCUGGUCCCCUGAGGAGGACGAGAAGCUCAUCAGGUACAUCACCACCCAUGGCUACGGGUGCUGGAGCGAGGUCCCCGAGAAGGCCGGCCUACAACGCUGCGGGAAGAGCUGCCGGCUGCGGUGGAUCAACUACCUCAGGCCGGACAUCCGCCGAGGCCGGUUCACGGCGGAGGAGGAGAAGCUCAUCAUCAGCCUGCACGCCAUUGUUGGCAACAGGUGGGCCCACAUUGCCAGCCACUUGCCCGGGCGGACGGACAACGAGAUCAAGAACUACUGGAACUCGUGGAUCAAGAAGAAGAUCCGGAAGCCGGCGAUGAGCACGACGACGACGAGCUCGGCCGUGACGGCGGCGAGCCCUCCGUGCAGCACGGCGGCGUCGGACGCGGCGCUUGGUCGUCACCUGCAGACGCCGUUCAGCGCGGCGGAGCACCGGCUCGACGCCAUCCUCAGCCAGAGCCUUGCCUUGCCGCCGCCGAAGCUGGGCUCCGGCGGCGGCGGCGGCGGCGGCCAAGAGUCCCCGCCGCUGCCCCCGCACUGCCCCUUCUUCAUGUUCGACACGAGCGUCAGCGUCAGCCCGCCGUCGCCCGCGGCCGCUGCAGCACACCACCUGCAGCACCCGUUCCUCACUUUCACGGCGGCGGCGAUGGACGACAACGCGCCGAUGGGCUUCCAUCUGCCGCCCUUGGUGGACGGCAUGGGAAUGGGCAUGCCAGCAGCCAUGGACUGCGGCGCUCUAGGCCAUGACCACCGCGUUGCCGGCGGCAACAACAAUGGUCAGGCGGCGGCGGCGGCGGCCGGCAUGGCGAACGGCUGCUGCUACGGGCAGCUGCAGAAGCAGCAGGAGGAGGAGCAGCAGCCGUCGCUGGGGCAGGAGGACCAGUGGGACGACGAGUCGGCGCGGCACCUGCUGAUGUGGGACGAUGACCAAGAACUAACACCGUCCAACCUGGAAGCCAUGGAAAGUACAGCUCACUCCCUCCUUUUUAUGGGACCAAAUGACCAUACAUGACGAAAAAGCUAGCUUAUUAUUGGUGUGCAUGCGCAUCUAUCCCCCUCUCUUCUUGAUCUGAUCUGCUACCUCUAGCUCUCUCACCCGAUCUGCUGAUCUGUGUCCAUACAUGCAAUAAUGAGGUUGUUGUCCAAGGAGCAUAAUUUAUUUUUGCUGGAUUUUUCAUUUUUCUCAUAUUGAUUUAACCUUUAUUUUUUUUGGUUUUUGGUUUGGGCUUUGUGGAGUGAAUUGAAGACUAAAAGGCUAAGAGUGUGCGUGUUAAAUGGGGUUUUAUUUUUUGUAAAGAGGAUUUGCAUGCUCUUGCAUGGCGUUGCGCUUGGAGUGUAAUUUGAUUGAUGUAUCUAAGUGAAUUUAAAAUAAGGAAGAUGACACUAAAAGAGAUCGAAAGGGAGUCACGCACCCCUUUUCC
Messenger RNA from Zea mays, 1562 nucleotides. RefSeq lists its product as uncharacterized. The record is from RefSeq and is marked validated. The transcript has 3 exons. The coding region runs from base 98 to 1153 and encodes 351 amino acids. NCBI's taxonomy places the organism in Eukaryota, Viridiplantae, Streptophyta, Magnoliopsida, Poales, Poaceae.